Peronospora matthiolae is the source of this 783-nucleotide messenger RNA. The record is from the annotation of a GenBank genome assembly. Lineage: Eukaryota; Oomycota; Peronosporomycetes; Peronosporales; Peronosporaceae.
AUGUACUAUCGCAAACGAUUCUACCAGCAUCACGGCAUAACCCAUGUACGUACCAAGUCGGAAUCGUACUGGAAGCUGAACCGGGACUCGAAGAAAUACUCGGGUCUGGAGUCACUCGUGUCCGGGUGGUACGGAUUCGCAGCUUUCAAGCGCAAGAUACGCAAGUUGUGUCAGCGCAAGCAACAUCACACGGUCCAUUCCCUCCAGAGCGCGUAUUUCGACGAGUGUUUGAGCAUUGGCGCUAUUCCGUUUGAGAGCAUGGUCAAGGUCGACGAUCGCGAUGUGGUCGUGUACUGGAAGGAUGCUUGGCAAGACGGAACUCGCCUUCCAAGUGGGGCUACGAACCCGGACGCUCAAGUUCCGUCUGCUGUGGUGACGAAACGCAUUUGCGCUCGAGUCGACAACACACUUGGCUGCAGUGAACAGUACACUAAAGGGACUAUACGGACUGGCGGGCUGCGCACUGCGUUCACCAUCGCGGGUCUCAACAGUACCUCAGUCUUUCUUGAUGCCGGCUGCUGGUAUGGAGGCCCAAUGCAGCUCGCGAAAGUGGAAUUUGGUGUCAGGGCAGCAGCACUUAGCAUUGAAGUCUGUCGAUAUCGUGUGACGCAAGCUCUAUUGCACGCCAAGACCACCAAAGUGCCACUGUUUCCAGUGCAUCUACCAGCCGAGUGCUUUGAUUACUAUGAUCCGGCCACACAGGUUUUCGUGUUUGGUACGGCCACGGUCAAUCUGGCGUUGGCUGCAAUUCAGUGCGCCAUCACGCGUUCACAGUCAGUGUGA